Molecule: messenger RNA, 5296 nt
Organism: Magallana angulata
Lineage: Eukaryota; Metazoa; Mollusca; Bivalvia; Ostreida; Ostreidae
Exons: 9
Coding region: 138-1298 (386 amino acids)
Biological process (GO): cell migration
Cellular component (GO): membrane; cell surface
Source: RefSeq, a predicted model, not a curated record
UAGAGCAAUCAUUUUCACAAUGGAAUGUUUGGCGGAUGAAUACGAGAGAUUGAAAAUAUAGUACAGAGGCCAUCGUUUAAUGUGAUAUGUAAACCAAAAUACCCAUUGUUGAAUCAGCUUUCAAGAACGAAUCUGUUAUGUAUACGAUUUUAUUUAUGAUUGGGCUCAUAUGGAGUUCUGGAAUCGAAGGAGUUUUACAUGGAAUGAAUAAGGAUGGUGGACUCCAAUUUUCAGGAGAUGGUGUAUUAGAUAUUGACAAUGGAAGUGGAGUUGGUCCCACCUUAGUGGAUGAUGAAGAUGUGGAAGAUAUCUCAGGAGAAUCUUCAGGAUCAGGACAGCUUUCCACCAAAACUCACCAUGAGUUCUCGACCACCACCACCACUCGCUCCCUAACGGCGUGCGAACAAUUACGAUUAUCAGCAGAAAACACCACAGUGGACGCCUACAGACCAAAGUGCACACUGAAUGGAGAGUACGAACCUCUGCAGUGUCACCGUAGAAUGUUCAAUAAAGAGUGCUGGUGUGUUGACCAGCUGGGCAAUGAAGUAACGGGCACCAGAAUGAUGCAACCACAUGUUCCAGACUGCAUCACAGGUAUCGGCCUAAAGCCCUGUGUUUUACAGUUGCUUAAAAGAAGACAAGGACUGUUGGGUGUGUAUCAUCCAAGAUGUACAAUUGAUGGAGAAUUUGAAAAAAUUCAGUGCCAUGGGUCCGCCUGCUGGUGUGUAGAUCAGGGUGGAAUUGAGCGACCAGAAACUCGAGUAUACCAACCAGAAGUACCCAACUGCAUAUACCCAACAAAGAGGCCUGAUACAGAAAAGGUCACCAAAUUGAACCCUACUACACCAGCUCCAACACCUGAACCAGAAAAAGUUACACCGAGCCCGAAAGACAAUAAUGUCUAUAAUACAAAAACAGAAGAAAAUGAAGAGGAGAAUGUAUCAGUAGCAAAUAUCGUUCCUGGCAAAGGUUCAGGUAAUAAUUUUGGAAUUCUCCCGGGUGGAGAUGCAUAUGAUGAGACUGACAAAGACGAAAACAAAGGAAUAGUAGACAAAGAGGAAAUUGAAGGAAGGACAGACAAACAAGAUUCUUCUCCUAUUGUUUAUAUAAUGGGAAGACCAGGAUUACUUGCAGCUGUAAUUGGUGGAGCAGUGGUGGCUUUGUUGUUGACCAUUUUACUUGUGAUGUUUAUUGUUUAUCGAAUGAGAAAGAAGGAUGAAGGAAGUUACCCGCUGGACGAACAGAAGUACACAAACUAUUCAUACAUGAAGGCCCCUGACAAGGAAUUCUAUGCAUGAUUCAUUGACACUACUCAACUUCAUUUCAAAAUACCUUAGAAUUGGAGUCAUUUUUACAUCACUUGAGCCGAAGGCUCAAGGAAGCUUCUCUGAUCAAAAUUUGUCCAUUGUCUGUGGUCAUCGUUGUUGUAAACUUUUCGCAUUUUUAUCUUCUUCCUCUUCAAAACCACUUGGCCAAUUUAAAUAUCAUGUUUGUUUAAAUCAUUGUCUCUGUAUGGAAGGCGGGGCCACAAUACCACACUUUUUACAUAGGAAUAUAAAGAGAAAAACCGUUCAAAAUCUUCAUCUUUAUUGGGGACUAAAUGUUAAAAAGUGUGCCAAAAAUAAAAAUAAAAAACUCUGCUCAAUUGUACAAAGAUUUUCGAAUUUGAGUAAUUAAAUUAAAAGCUGUUUGAAUCAGAGUUAUGUAAGCUUGCUAUUGUUGCUCAGGUGAGUGAUGUGGCCCCUGGGCCUCUUGUUAUUGUAUCCAUGCCAUAUAAGUAUUUGUCAUAUUUUUAUAAUUCAACACAAGAAGACCAAAAUAGAUGUAUUUGCCUUACAAGAACAACAUGAAGAAAAAUUAAAAGGUUUUGUAGACAUUACUGAAAAACAGCUAAAUAAUAUGUACAGACAUGAUCAUAAUUUUUUUGCACAAAUUCAAUGUUUUGACAUGUUAUGAUAGAUCAAAGCUGGCAUGUCAAUUUUUAUUGUGUACUGUCUGAUAAACAAGUGGAAUAUAAUUUGUUGAAAAGAAUUCCAUAAUAGAAAAAUUCCUUUGAAUUAUAAAACCACACCUUCCCAACUGAUAGAUCAUAGAAACCAGCAAUUUUCAUGGAACAAAAAAAAAUAGCUGUGCUGAAUAGGCAUAUCUCACAAAUGAUAUUGCCUUAAUCUUUCCUAUCAAAAACAUAGUAGGCGUUGUACCUUAUUACGGGCAAACAUUUCGCCAUUGUUUUUGUUUGUUGUCGCGAAACAUUUUCUUCGAGGCUGACUAAUUAACCUUUAUUUGUAUGUGUUAAUUGUAAAACAUAACUCUUAAAACAAAGUUUUAAAGUUUAUAACAAUUGUUUUAAUUAAUGUGAUAGAAUGUAAUAAGUAUUGCAUGCAAUCAGAGGUAACAUUACAUGUUGUCUUGUUUUUUUUUUAAGAUGACAAUUUUUAUUGUUACCAAUGAUUGCAGGCAUAUUUUUUAUGAUGUACCACCAGGUUUCAAUGAUAUUUCAUUUUUGAUUUUUUUAAUCUCAGAUUAUUCUUGUUCACUAUUUUGUCUGUAAAUAUUGAAGUACUCUUUAUUAGUAUAUUUUACAUGUAACUUGAUUGCAUAGAUGACUGAAUGAAAAAAAAAAUACCCAAACUUAUUAGAUUAUAACAAUUUUGAUUUAUUUUUUUUGGUAAACUAACUUGUAUGGUAAAUGUACUUUCUUCUAAUCUCAGCUGUCCUUCUUUUUGUUUUGUUAAGAGCACUUAAACUAUUCCACUUUUGAACUUCUUGUAGUUUUUUAUUAGCAAUAUGUACAUUGUACUUAAUAAUGCAAAGGGAUGUUCAAGCCAUUACUAUUACUGGGAGAUGUUUACUUAGUGUGGGGUUACUUAAAGGUUGUAUUUCAGGGCUGUGUGAAGCAUGUUGUGACCUUGUUGAAAUCCAUAGGGCUUAGAACUCAUAAAUACCUAAUAAUGGUUUCUCAUGCAAAAGACAAAAGACCUUGAAGCCAGGGUAUGGGAGCAAUGGGAAGUUCUAGUUUUUUCUAGAAAAUUUAGAAUCCACUGUGAACUGUUACUCAGGUGUGAGAUGUGGUGCAGGGGGCCUCUUGUUUGUAGGUUGUUUUUUUUUUCACAGAUAGAUACCGGGAUUUACCCAUAAAGCAUCAUUAUACUUGUGAUGCUAAGGGAUUACCAAAUCAAAUGUCAGAGAAAAAUCUGUACUUAUCUGUGAGAUAAUAAAAAAAAAAUAAUUUCUGUAUUAAACAAGAUUUCCAGAUGCAUGUAGGUUUUUAAAAGAUCCCUUUAAACUUGGAUGAUUAUUAAUAUGAAUCAAACAACUUUAAUUCAUAGUCCUGAACAAAUUCAUGACAAAAGCAGAUCUUUUAUUGUCAUCUUUAUUUGAAGCUCUUUUAUGUGGAAUGAACUGUGCAACUUUUGGGAAUUAGAUAACAUCAUUUACUGUGAUUUUACUUCAGAUAAGAUUUUAUCCAUUUUGAUUUUGAAAUGUUUUACAGUCUUGCCAAUAUUUUUGUCUGUUGUAACCCCAAGAUCAGGAAUGUGUUAUAAAAGGGGGAAAUAACUUCUUCUUUUUUUUAAAAUUGUAUCUUAUAUCCAGUAAAUUCCACUAACUAAUAAAAUGCUUCUAAAACUAGUUUUCAAAUGGAUAGCCUUGACUGAAAAAAAAGUUGCAAUAUUCAGUUAGAAGUGCAAGUAUGUGAAAUGUAUGUCGAAUUAAAAAUUGCUUUUUAUACUAGCUAAGAACAUUUGUUAAAGUUCUACAUAAUUUGGUCAGUGUACCUGUCUCUAUGGUUACAUGCUUACAUUACCUGAAAAAAAAGGACUCGCUGAGUUGAAUGUUUUAUACCUGACAGCCUAUUAAGGUAGAAUUAUCUGCCUAAAUAUGAGUGAGCUGUAUGUUUAUCGUCAUCACUCUUCGUGUCUUUGUUUUGUCCCAAGACAAUUGAUCUUAAUAUUGUACAAGUUGUAUGCCAAAUAUAUCUUAUAAACUCUUAUUAGCUUUGAAAGUAACAUACCUUUGUAGCAUGUCAUGGAAAUGUCUUAUAUGUGAUUUGACAAGUGAUUUGGUUUCCAAACCACCAUUUUGAUGGCUUUGGAUUCUGUAUUUUUGUUUUAGAUUAUGCAUUUAUUCUUUUAUUAGAUAAUAUUAUGGAUAUAAUGUAAAUCUAAUGUCAUAGGGUUGUAAUUCACAAAGUUGAUAAAAUUGUUUUCUUAAUAAUUUAUUGUACAAUAUUUUUGUAACAUUUCACAAUUUUCUGAAAUCUAUUUUAAAAAGAAAAGAAAUAUUUUUUUUUUUAUUCUUGUUUUAUGUAUAUUUAUAAAUUUUUAUGAUGAAUUCUUCAGUUGUCAAUCUUAAUCAGACAUAAAAUAAAAAUUAUAAUAAUGUAUGAAGAAUCAUUCGAGAAUAUAUGCCCUUACUUGCUUUUGUGGAUUAUAAAAUUCGGAGUUAAUUUUUUUGGGGAAAUCAUCAGUGGUUAAAUUAGAAGUCGAUAUCAAGACUCUUGAAGUGUUAACCGCAAUAAUGAAGUCCAUGCUACCAUAAAUAUUGACCAGUCAUGCAUUUUCCGAAUUGUUUUCAUCGUUGAAUAGUUUAAAAUUGUUUUUUUUGAAUUUUUUUUAUUACCUCAUUCUACUAAGAAAUUCUUAUCUCCAGUCACCCGGCGACUUUCAAAAUCAUAAAUACUGAUAUUUUUUUUCUUUACCAUGUCCGUAUUUUACACAAGGGGACUGGGGCUUUAGAGUAUUGUUUUAUGAAGCAAGAUCCAUAGAUAUACAUAUUUAAAAUAUACAAACCCGUUGUUAUUUAGAGAUUUAGAAAACCCAAACAUGUCCAUGCAUUGGACAUGAUUAUCUCCUCGUUAAAAUAAAGGAAGGAACGACUCGGAUACGCAAAGAAUAAAUUGUAUGUUGCAGGUCACGCUACUGAAGACAGAAAACAAUUUUCGUAUUAAAUUGAAAACAAAUUACUUCGAAUUGCAUUGUCAGAUGUGCAAAAUUACUUAAAACGUUAUCCGACAGUAAAAUUUCUUGAAUUGCGAUAUGUUUUGGGAUACAAAUUCAUUUGUAAGGCAUUUUUUACGCGUGUGUGUAUGUAUGUGAUGGCGUGUGUGUGCAUACUGUACUCCGAUAAUAUUUCUCAGUUUCAAAAUGAUUUAAGGAGAAAAAAAAAAAAAAAAAACAAGAGCACAUUGUGUUGCAUUGUGUCAUCAUUUUCGAUUCAUUAUAUUUUCCUGAAUUACGAUCUGUGUAUUUUAAUUCUUUUUUUUUUGUACUUUGAAUAAAAAUAUUUUAUUAGUAAA